AUGAAACAUAAUAUAUUUAUUUUAAUUUUGUUGUGUUUAGCUAACACAUUAGAACAAUGGGAUAUUAUAUACCAAAGCUUUCAAGAUACUAACACAAUGGAUACAUCUGGCUGGAUUUUAAGUAAUAAUUAUAAUGGAUUGACAUUUUCAACUUGUGCUGGUUCUAGAUUGUAUGGGGGAUAUAAUUUAUUUGGAGCAAAUACAAUAUUAUCCAAGCUGUUUUCCUUACCUCCUCAUUAUAAAAUAAAUCUUACUUUUGAAUUUUGGAAAAUUGAUAGUUGGGAUGCUGAAUAUGUCUAUAUGUUUGUAGAUGAUAAAUCAUUUACAAAAGUUUAUCAAUUUUGGGAAGGGGACUCAUUAUGUGGAAUGUCAACUGAGAAGGAUUUAGUUGAAAUUAUAACCUUUAAUAUGAAUCAUACCCUAGAAUCAUUAAUUAUUUUAAUAACUUCAAAUCUUAAUCAACCUCCAACAGAUGAAAGUUGGGGAAUCAGAGAUUUUACUUUGUCAAUUGUAAAAUGUCCUUCUGGUUGUUUAUAUUGCUCAGACGAUAUUUUUGAUAAUUGCUACUAUUGGAUUUGGUUUUUAUCACUGUGGCAAUCAUCAAUAGCGCUUAAUGGAUGGAUCAAAAAUGUUAAUAGCUCGCCUAUACCAUCUAAAUGUGUAAGCUUUGAUAUUGCUGGAGGACAGUUUUAUUUGGCACCAGGUGAUAAAUUAGAAAAAACUAUACCAAACUUGAGUCCUCAUUAUACAAUUUAAAUAAAUUUAUAACUUUUUAAAAUUGAUACAUGGAAUAAUGAAAACUUUGAGUUACUGGUAGAUGAUUAAAUUUAUAAUUAAACGGUUUUAAAAAGUACAGGUGUCUAUUCUAUUUGUGGAUACACUGGAUUAGAAAGAAUAGUUAACAUUGGAAUUACUUUACCUCAUUCAUCAUCAUCAUGCAAAAUAACUAUGAGAACUAAUUAGUAUUCGGCAUCUGUAAGUGCAUAUUGGGGAAUAAGAGCAUUUACUCUAUAUCUUGCAAAAUGUUGUAAUGGUUGCGAUCAAUGUCUCGGUCCUUUAAAAACAGAUUGUACUCAUUGUUCAAGUGGAUGGAUCACUUACAACAAUCUAUGCAUUAAUUCACCUUUUUAUCUUUUAUCAUAAGUUUUAAUUAAUUAAGUUCAAGAUCCACAUUCAGAUGAGAGAAUUCCUAUAGAGAUCAAUAUACUAGAAACUAAUUAAUAAAUAGUUACUUAAGGAACAUUCACAUAUUCAAUUAAUAAUAGUUAAAAAAUAUUGAAUUUUCGAAUAUAUGUAAAAUGCUAUGCUAAUAAAAAAUUUUAAAGCUAUUUUAUAAAAUGCUUCCAAUGCCAGUCUUAAAUUGAGUAAUAAUUUUCCGAUGUUUGCUAUGGGGCUAACACUUUUAUAAUUUAUAAUGCUAGAUUUUAAGUUUCAGAAUAAGAUUUAAUAAUUAACACAUCUAAUACUGAAUGCUCAAUUUAUUAAGUAGCAACUGCUGCUAAUGAGUCAGUUCAAAUUAAAAUAUUAGAAAUUUUAUAACAAAAUGUUUGA
Messenger RNA from Paramecium tetraurelia, 1551 nucleotides. RefSeq lists its product as uncharacterized. The transcript has 5 exons. NCBI's taxonomy places the organism in Eukaryota, Ciliophora, Oligohymenophorea, Peniculida, Parameciidae. The record is from RefSeq and is a predicted model, not a curated record.